CCCCACAGACCUGUCCGAGCUGCUGAAGGAAGGGACCAAGGAGGCCCACGACCGGGCUGAGAACACCCAGUUUGUCAAAGAUUUCCUGAAGGGACACAUCAAGAGGGAGCUCUUCAAGCUGGGCACAGCGGCCCUGUACUUCACGUACUCUGCGCUGGAGGAGGAGAUGGAGCGCAACAAGGACCAGCCCAGCUUCACCCCUCUGUAUUUCCCCUUGGAGCUGCACCGGAAGGAAGCCUUAGCCAGAGACCUGGAGUAUCUGUACGGGGAGAGCUGGGAGGAGAAGAUCCAGUGCUCAGAAGCCACCCAGCGCUACGUGGAUCGCAUCCAUCACGUUGGGCAGCAGGAGCCGGAGCUGCUGGCGGCCCAUGCCUAUACCCGCUACAUGGGGGACCUUUCCGGGGGGCAGGUGCUGAAGAGGGUGGCUCAGCGCGCCCUGAAGUUGCCAAGCAGCGGAGAAGGGAUCAACUUCUACAUGUUUGAAAACAUCUCCAACCCCCAGCAGUUCAAGCAGUUCUACCGAGCCCGGCUCAAUGCCCUGGAUGUGUCCCAGGAGACCAAGGAGAGGAUCGUCAGGGAGGCCAACCGGGCCUUUGAGUUCAACAUGCAGGUCUUUGAGGAGCUGGACAAGAUCGGGGCUUUAUUACCAGAAGAAGCCCAAGAUGGCGGCCUCCCAGUGCAUGAUGGGAAGGGAGACAUGCGCAAGUGCCCCUACUACUCCUCGAAACUCGCCGGCUCCAAGGACGCUGCCGCCUGCCCCUGCCACCUCGCCCUGGCUGCCCUGAAGCUGCCCACCGUCCAGCUGGUCUUGGCAGCCUGCGUUGCGGUCACUGCUGGCAUUGCAGCCUGGUACGUGAUGUGAGGCUGGGCACCGGCCGCCCACCGGCCCUUGAAGAAAGUGCUCCUUUUCUCCAUUGACAUAAGUGGAUUUUUCAUGCCGGAUUUAAUUGAGGAAACAUUAAACCCAAACCCAGUGUACAAACGCCUGUGUGUCCAAACAAUUAGGAGCAGAACUCAUCAGAAACUCUGAGCUAUCGGCUGGGGGAGAGAGGGGGCCUGAGGGGGUCUCUCCUCCUCGCUUCAUGGAGGGCGGGAGGUGGGGGGACAGGCCAGCAGUCCUCUCCCCUGGGUGCAGAAUGCACUUGGCUCCCGUUUAGUGGCAGAAGGGCUCCCCAGUUUGUACAUAUGGAAAGUGGUUUCACCUUCAUGUAACUUAUAGACUAUGGCGAUGCCUCUGACGUAAUAAAACUGAUAUUUGGUUUC
Molecule: messenger RNA, 1263 nt
Organism: Thamnophis sirtalis
Lineage: Eukaryota; Metazoa; Chordata; Lepidosauria; Squamata; Natricidae
Source: RefSeq, a predicted model, not a curated record